AUGGAUGAUUUUCAAUCAAAGCAACUUGCAAACCCGCGGAAUAGUCGUCGUACCUGUCUAGUAACCUAUUCUCAAGCUGAUUUGAACAAAUUUCCCAGCCGUGAAAGUUUCGGUCAGAUGCUUGAAGAGCAAUUCAACACUGGUACUGGAAAGGCUAAGGUUAGUCACUGGGCGUGUUGUCUCGAAGAACACCAAGACAAAGGGGUACAUUAUCAUGUUUCCUUGAAACUGACUGCCCCGAAGAAGUGGUUGAAGAUUAAAAACGAUAUCAUAAAGAAGCACAACGUAACUGUCCACUUCUCAGACAAUCACGACAACUACAUAGCCGCAUACAGGUAUGUGUGUAAAACGGAUGAUCAUGUGGUUCACAGCAUUGGUCAUCCUGAUCUGAGUGAGGUUGGAUCACCCAAAACAAAGAAUUCGACGAAAGCAUACAGAGAAUCGAGAAAAAGAGCGCACAAACUGGGAGAGGAGAAGGAUACCAUGCCCUGUAAACAAAAGUCAUCAAGGCCAAAGAGGUUGACCAACGUGGAAGUUUCUGACUUUUUAGUCAAGCAUAAAAUAAAGAGAGACACGGAACUUUUUGCCGUUGCCAAAGUGAGAAAAGAUCAGGGUCAAAUGGACAUGGCCAAUUUCAUUCUAUCAAAGUCAUCAAGCGUUCUAAAUGAACUAAUUGAUAAAACAUGGAAAAUGCAAACGGCCAACGAGGAUCUUCAGCGCAAAAAGAAAUCGAGAAUGGAGAUCCUAUGUGAAAGAUUGAGCGAAGAUUGUUCUCCAGGUUGUGACAAACUCUGGUUGGAAUGUGCCAUAGAAGUUCUAAGAAACAACAAGAUACAUCCUUUUGUUUACGCAGCUGCAAUACGCGAUCUUCUGAUAAAUGGACGGGGGAAAUUCAGAAACCUAAUGAUUAUCGGACCGGCAAAUUGUGGCAAAACAUUCAUGUUCAAGCCCUUAUCGUCUAUUUAUAAUGUGUUUUCGAAGCCUGCCAAUGAUAAAUAUGCGUGGGUCGGUGCUGAUUCUGCUGAAGUCAUCGUUCUGCAAGAUUUUCGAUGGAGUCAUGAAAUGAUACCCUGGAGUGAUUUGCUACUUUUGUUGGAAGGCGAAACUGUAAAGUUGCCAGCACCAAAGAACCAGUUCUUUUCUGACGUCGUCAUAGAGAAAGACACACCAAUUUUCGCCACAAGCAAGUCCCGAAUUGCCUAUGCGGGUAAGUUUCACUCAUCAGACGAGCGUGAGACCGAAAUGAUGGCAAUCAGAUGGAAGGUGAUUGAAUUUAAGCACCAGAUUCCAGAAAGUGAACAAAAGCAAGUUUCUCAAUGCGUGCGGUGCUUUUCUGAACUAGCAUUAUUGGGAGAAGAGGAUAUUUGA
Molecule: messenger RNA, 1368 nt
Organism: Paramuricea clavata
Lineage: Eukaryota; Metazoa; Cnidaria; Anthozoa; Malacalcyonacea; Plexauridae
Source: the annotation of a GenBank genome assembly